AUGAGGCCGGGGCUGCUGGUGCUGGCGCUGGUGCUGGUGCUGGUGCCGGCUUCGGGGUCCCAGGUGCAGGAGGGGCACCCCAGGGAGUCCCACACCCUCAACUGGGACAAGUUUUCAGGAUUCUGGUACAUUCUGGCCACUGCCACUAACGCCCAGGGAUUCUUGCCGGCCAGGGACAAGAGGAAGCUGGGGGCGUCUGUGGUGAGGGUGCACAAAGUGGGCCAGCUCCGGGUGCUCUUCGCCUUCAGCCGGUUGAAGGGGUGCCAGUCCCAGGAGGUGACCCUGAGGAAAGACGGGAAGAAGCCGGUGUUCAGGAACACCUGUGCGUACGCGGCGGGCAGCUCCUGGGGUAAGGAUGGGGACAGACAGAAUGUUUCCAGCUUCCAGAGUCUGAAGGAGUUCAUGGACACAUGUGACAUUCUGGAGCUUUCCAAGACCGCGGUCAUCCUCCCAAAAGACAGUAAACUGUGCCCUCGGCCCUUUGCCCUCCUGCCCGCCCUGGGCCCAUCCCAUCGGGGAGCUGGUUAA
Cebus imitator (Panamanian white-faced capuchin) is the source of this 528-nucleotide messenger RNA. It is a transcript of the gene LCN10, whose product is annotated as lipocalin 10. Gene Ontology annotation, molecular function: small molecule binding. Bases 1 to 528 code for a protein of 175 amino acids. NCBI's taxonomy places the organism in Eukaryota, Metazoa, Chordata, Mammalia, Primates, Cebidae. The transcript is spliced from 5 exons. The record is from RefSeq and is a predicted model, not a curated record.